AUGGCACCAAACCGAUUACAAUCAUCAAGACUUAUAGCCUUAGCUCAACAGCUCCGUCUCUACAAACCUCCUCCGACGUUAGAUGAUACUGAUGAUGAAGAGCAAAGAACUGAAGAGAGCGUAGGGAAGGUUGUUCCUCAACUGGGUUUUGCAUAUUCUGCAACCCCAGUGUUCAAUCAGCCAAAAAAGUUCACACCCAAUAGAGCUGCUGUUCUGAUCUGUCUCUUUGAAGGGGAUGAUGGUGAACUUCGUGUCAUUCUCACUAAGAGGGCUUCGAAGCUCUCUACUCACUCAGGUGAAGUUGCAUUGCCUGGUGGGAAAGCAGAGGAGGCAGAUGCAGAUGAUGCUGAGACAGCAACUAGAGAAGCAAGUGAAGAGAUAGGCUUGGAUCCUUCAUUUGUAAAUAUUGUAAUUACAUUUGAGCCAUUCUUGUCCUUGCACCUCGUUAGAGUAAUUCCUGUUGUUGGCAUACUUUCUGACAGGAAAGCCUUCAAACCUGCUCCUAAUGCUAGUGAAGUGGAAGCAGUAUUUGAUGCUCCAUUGGAAAUGUUUCUCAAGGAUGAAAAUCGGAGAUCAGUAGAGACGAAGUGGAGGAGAGGCAUGUGGCUGGUUCAUUUCUUUGACUAUAAGACAAAUGAUAAGAAGUAUGUGAUAUUUGGUUUAACUCGGAUUUUGAUUCGGGUAGCAUCUGUUGUUUACAAAAGACCACCGGCUUUCUUGGAGCAGAAUCCAAAAUUUAAGACUAAACCCAGGCUUUGAAAAGAACUGAACUCCGAGAUGUUGGAGGCAAUCGGCAACAAGUCUGAAGUAACAUUUUCGUAGAGUUUAUUGACAAAAAACUCGCUCCAAGUCUUUCUCCUAAACUUCCCCCAGGUUUGUCAUCGUUAAUGACUUCAAAGUUUUCGUUUGACUGCUUGGUGUUCUCGCAGGGCAUCCUUCGGUGCACAGAAUGCUUAUUCCACUGCAUCGACAUCUUGGGAUAAUUUCUCAGUUUUGGAGUUAGUUUGAGUUUGCAAGUGUGAUAGUUUAGAUCUGUUCAGCAAAAAAGAAGAGCUACAAAGCUUCAGCUUCAAUGAAAAUUAUAAUAGCCAAAGCUCUGCUGACUUAAAUAUGACAGUGGCCUUCCUAUAAGUCAGAUUGUUUGUAAAUGUGUUUUCUGUGGAACUUCAAUGUUGAUAUCUGGAAACAUUGAAAUAUUGUAUACAAUCUUCAUUCACUUGGGC
Messenger RNA from Ilex paraguariensis (yerba mate), 1223 nucleotides. The record is from the annotation of a GenBank genome assembly. NCBI's taxonomy places the organism in Eukaryota, Viridiplantae, Streptophyta, Magnoliopsida, Aquifoliales, Aquifoliaceae.